AGCAAGCUUCACUCUUACCUGUGAUACUGCAGUGACUCUUUCAAAAGUGCCUUGUAGGUGUAGCCCUAUAUUACAUUAGGCCUAGUCAGGUAUUUUUCUUAAAACUAUUGGUCUACCUAUCUCUGAGUCAUCAAGAUGUAUGGGUUUGAGAAUGUCAAUAAAGUUAUGACUUCCAUGGAAGAAUUCCAUGAAGCUUUCCAGCUGUUUGACAGUAGGGGAGACAACAAAAUCCAUAUCUCUCAGAUUGGAGAUGCUCUCCGAGCUUUAGGACAAAACCCCACAGAAUCUGACGUGAAGAAAUUCACUCAUCAACACAAGCCAGAUGAACGCAUAAGCUUUGAAGUGUUCUUGCCAAUCUACCAAGCAAUUUCCAAGGCUCGUUCCAGUGACACAGCCGACGACUUUAUUGAAGGACUGAGACACUUCGACAAGGACGGAAACGGUUUUAUUUCCUCUGCUGAGCUUCGUCAUUUGCUGACCACAUUAGGAGAGAAGCUGACUGAUGAAGAAGUAGAACAGCUACUGUCCGGCCAGGAAGACUCCCAGGGCAAUGUCAACUACGAGGAGUUUGUCCGCAUGGUCAUGUGCGGUUAGUUUAUGACGUCACCUAAUCGUUUGAUACUAUCAUAUAUUUAUUACUAACCAUUUUGUACCAUUAGGUGAACAAUUUAAUGUUUGAUUGUGUUAAAAAUGUUCUUUUCAUACCUACCAGUUUGCUUUUAUGAGUUUGUUGUUACUGUAUUUCCAUUGUUUUGUACUCUCUGAUGAUUUGAAUAAAAGUUAAAAAAUACAUGUUAGUAAAAUAUUUGUUUUUUUCAUAUAUAUAUAUAUAUAAACUUAUUUAUACAUUUUCA
Molecule: messenger RNA, 854 nt
Organism: Macrosteles quadrilineatus (aster leafhopper)
Lineage: Eukaryota; Metazoa; Arthropoda; Insecta; Hemiptera; Cicadellidae
Gene: Mlc-c
Product: myosin-2 essential light chain
Exons: 4
Coding region: 136-594 (152 amino acids)
Cellular component (GO): myosin II complex
Molecular function (GO): calcium ion binding; myosin heavy chain binding
Source: RefSeq, a predicted model, not a curated record